Acyrthosiphon pisum (pea aphid) is the source of this 573-nucleotide messenger RNA. Its product is annotated as 52 kDa repressor of the inhibitor of the protein kinase-like. The record is from RefSeq and is a predicted model, not a curated record. Gene Ontology annotation, molecular function: protein dimerization activity. Bases 1 to 558 code for a protein of 185 amino acids. NCBI's taxonomy places the organism in Eukaryota, Metazoa, Arthropoda, Insecta, Hemiptera, Aphididae. The transcript has 3 exons.
AUGAGAUGCAAUAUACCAUUAAAUACUCCGGAACAAUAUUAUCGAGCAUCAAUUUUUAUUCCUUAUCUUGACAAAUUUAUUACAGAGUUAGAAGAAAGGUUCAAUGUUCAUCGAUCGAUUUUAUCAGGUUUCGAUUCUCUAUUUAGGGAAAAUGGUCCCAUUGAAGAUAUUAUAAUUCUUUCAAAUAAAUAUAUUGAAUAUUUGCAGAAUGAUGGAUCUCAAAAUCAAAUUAUUGAAGCAGAAUACAAAUUAUGGCAGAGAAAACUCAUGCAAACAACAGAGAAACCAAAUAAUGCUCUAGAGGCUAUGGCUAUGUGUAACCAGUCAAUUUAUCCAAACAUAUUUAAACUUAUUCAAAUCUUAGUCACGCUACCUGUUUCCUCUGCAACAAAUGAAAGAACAUUUUCAAAUUUAAAAACGUAUCUAAGGAAUUCCAUGUCAGAGGGAAGAUUGAACGGUUUAGCGAUGUUAUCAAUAAAUAAAAACUACUCAAUAAAACCGGAAGAGGUUAUUGAAGAACUGGCGAGAAAAAAAAGACGUUUACCUUUUUUAUUAUAAAAAACUAUUAAUUUG